This is a messenger RNA of Scatophagus argus, 3775 nucleotides long. RefSeq names its product ubiquitin-protein ligase E3A. The coding region runs from base 229 to 2919 and encodes 896 amino acids. The record is from RefSeq and is a predicted model, not a curated record. Gene Ontology annotation, molecular function: ubiquitin protein ligase activity. Gene Ontology annotation, biological process: ubiquitin-dependent protein catabolic process; protein polyubiquitination. The transcript has 11 exons. Lineage: Eukaryota; Metazoa; Chordata; Actinopteri; Scatophagidae.
ACGCAAAGCAUUGUGGGAUCUGGUCUGAUGGUGAAGUCAAGAUGGCUGUGGACGUCAGGCAGAGGGAAGAGCCUGCAGUAAGAAGGCCGUGAAUGAAGUUUUGAAUAGGAAAUCCUUCGUCGCUGCUUGUUUACACCUAAAUCACCGUGCUGUAAAACUUGCCUGUGGAGGACUUGGUACAUUCGUAAACAGCAACAGAAACAAACAAACCGAGGAACAGAGUCUCGUAUGAAUUCCGACGAGAAGGAGGACUGUGAGUGUACGCCACCACAGGCUGAGACUAGCCCCGAAGGAGGACCAUAUAGAGACCACGAGGAGCCUGAAAUCGAAAACCCAGAAGCAAGCCGAAUGAAGCGAGCAGCUGCCAAACAUCUAAUAGAGCGUUAUUACCACCAGUUAACAGAGGGCUGUGGGAAUGAAUCAUGCUCCAACUUAUGGUGUGCCUCAUCAGUCGGCUUCAGCCGCAUGGAUAACAAUGCAGCAGCGGUCAAAGCCCUGGAGCUCUACAAGGUCAAUGCUAAGCUAUGUGACCCCCACCCCUCCAAGAAAGGCACCGCCUCAGCCUACCUGGAGAGCAGCACACACAGCAACUCCACCUGCAGCAACAGGAACAUGACCCAUAAGGAUUUCCACUCUGUAAGGGACAAUUUCAAAGAUGUAAAUUACCUGACAGAAGAAAAAGUGUAUGAGAUCUUAGACAUCUGUGGAGAGAAGGAAGAUUACUCUCCACUGAUCAGAGUAAUAGGCCGGGUGUUCUCCAGUGCUGAGGGUCUGGUGCAGAGCUUUCGGAGGUCCAAACCUCACACGAAGGAGGAGCUCAAGUCCCUUCAGGGUAAAGACGAGGACAAGGAUGAGGAUGAGAAGGAGGCAGCUGCCUGCUCUGCUACAGCUAUGGAGGAGGACUCCCCUGCCUCUUCUUCAUCAUCAAGACUGGGAGAGGGCUCCUCAGGAGAAAAUGAUGUCCAGAAGCUAGCCCCUGAUGAGGUUUCUGUGGACAUUGAAGCAGUGCGGCGAGUCUAUGAGCGCCUGCUGUCCAAUGAGAAGAUAGAAGCCGCCUUCCUGAAUGCACUGGUCUACCUCUCACCCAAUGUAGAGUGCGACCUGACAUACCAUAACGUGUAUUCACGAGAUCCAAACUACCUUAACCUGUUUGUUAUAGUAAUGGAAAACAGUAACCUUCACAGCCCAGAGUACUUGGAGAUUGCCCUCCCACAGUUCUGCAAGGCCAUGAGCAAACUCCCACUGGCAGCUCAGGCCAAGCUGGCACGCUUGUGGUCGCAUUAUAGUGCUAAACAGAUUCGGCGCAUGGUGGAGACCUUCCAGCAGCUUAUUACCUACAAGGUGAUCAGUAACGAGUUCAACAGCCGCAACUUGGUCAACGAUGAUGAUGCCGUGGUGGCAGCGACCAAGUGCUUGAAGAUCGUUUACUAUGCAAACGUCUUGGGUGGUGACCUUGAUGUGGAACACAACGAGGAAGAGGACGAGGAGCCAAUCCCAGAGUCCAGCGAGCUAACCCUACAGGAGCUCCUGGGCGAGGAACGGCGGAACAAGAAGGGCCCUCGGGUGGACCCACUCGAGACAGAGUUGGGGAUCCGAACCAACGAUUGUCGGCGACCACUUAUUCCCUUUGAGGAGUUUGUCAAUGAGCCUCUGAAUGAGGUACUGGAGAUGGACAAGGAUUACACUUUCUUUAAGGUUGAAACUGAAAACAAGUUCUCUUUUAUGACCUGUCCCUUCAUCUUGAAUGCUGUCACCAAGAACCUGGGUCUUUACUAUGACAACCGCAUUCGCAUGUACAGUGAGCGUCGUAUUACUGUACUGUACAGCCUGGUGCAAGGUCAGCAGCUUAAUCCCUACCUGAGGCUCAAAGUGCGCCGAGACCACAUCAUUGAUGACGCCCUGGUCAGGCUGGAAAUGAUAGCAAUGGAGAAUCCUGCAGACUUAAAGAAGCAGCUGUAUGUGGAGUUUGAAGGAGAGCAAGGUGUUGAUGAAGGAGGUGUUUCCAAAGAGUUUUUUCAGCUGGUGGUGGAGGAGAUAUUCAACCCAGAUAUUGGCAUGUUCACUUAUGAUGAGCGCACCAAACUGUUUUGGUUCAACCCAUCUUCGUUUGAAAAUGAGGGACAGUACACUCUAAUUGGCAUCGUUCUCGGUCUGGCCAUCUAUAACAACUGUAUCCUGGAUGUCCAUUUUCCUAUGGUGGUAUACAGGAAGUUGAUGGGCAAGAAAGGAACUUUCAGGGACUUGGCUGAUGCCAACCCAGUUUUGUAUCAGAGCCUGAAGGAACUGCUUGAGUAUGAAGGCAGCGUGGAGGAGGACAUGAUGAUCACUUUCCAGAUUUCCCAGACAGACCUGUUUGGAAACCCACUCAUGUACGAUUUAAGGGAAAAUGGGGACAAGAUUCCAGUCACGAAUGAAAACAGAAAGGAGUUUGUGGCACAGUAUGCAGAGUACAUGCUGAACAAAAGUGUGGAGAAGCAGUUCAAAGCAUUCAGAAGAGGUUUCCACAUGGUCACCAACGAGUCACCACUAAAAUAUCUGUUCAGACCAGAAGAAAUUGAGCUCCUGAUCUGUGGAAGCAGAAACCUGGAUUUCCUAGCACUUGAAGAAACCACAGAAUACGAUGGAGGUUACAACAGAGAUUCUCGAAUCAUCAAGGAGUUUUGGGAGACGUUGCACUCGUUUGGUGAGGAGCAGAAGCGCCUCUUUCUGCAGUUCACAACCGGCACUGAUAGAGCACCUGUGGGUGGGCUGGGCAAGCUGAAGAUGAUUAUUGCCAAGAACGGCCCUGACACAGACAGGUUACCAACGUCUCACACUUGCUUUAAUGUGCUUUUGCUGCCUGAGUACAGCAGCAAGGAGAAGCUGAGGGAGAGACUGCUGAAAGCCAUCACCUAUGCCAAAGGGUUUGGCAUGCUCUGAGCCCCUGCUCCAAACACACAGUAAACGGACUCCUUCUCAGAAAGCCCAUCAAACCCUGCCCGGCCCUUCCUUUAUCAGACACAAUCUAAAAAGGUGACAAAAGACAGACCAGAGUAUGUUUAGAAGUCAAGUGCAAAAAAAAAGCAAGUUAAUAAUGUAAGAAGAGAAAUGCUCCCAGUAUAGCGGUGUAGUAGUUCUUCUACUGUGCCUGCACCAUCCCACAUCAGUCAGUGUAAGCACAGAGUGAUCGGUCCCCACCCCAACGUCCACAUCAUGUAAUUGUGCUGCAGCGCCCCAUCUUUUUUUUUUCGAUGUACAGAGAGGAUCAUUUCCUUAUUAUUUAUUUCAAGGUUAAAAUGGGUUAUAUUUCAUACUUGCCUGUUGUGAUCGCUUCCCUACUUGGGGAGGAAAAAGGGGGAGGUUAAUAUUAAACUAUGUACUUUUGGGACGAUGCAUUUAAAAAGUAAAUAUAAACCUCAUUUAUUGAACAAAAGAGAUCGACCAUUUCACUCACAGCCAUCACAGCCAUCGGUUAUUGUUUCUACCAAGUCCAUUUUUGAUCAAGUUAAGAAUUUUAAAAGUCAUUUGGUCCAAAAUGGCGCAUUAACUGUUUUUCUUCUUUUUUUGUUUGUUUUUGUUUUGUUUUUGUUGUUGUUUUUUUUUUUUUAAUUUUGCUUUUUGUUGUGGGGAGGGGGUGGGGGCAGGUCAGAUUAAAAUCUCGUCAGAGCUGUGUAAGUGCACUUAGACAUUCUCAGAAUGUUUGUUUUUGGCCACAGGUUGCCAUGAUUGUUUAAAGCAUUUUAUUUCCAUGUCUUCCUGUGUUGAUGAUUCUAAAUAAAACAGUAUUUAUAUAUCA